Messenger RNA from Parathielavia appendiculata, 1956 nucleotides. RefSeq lists its product as uncharacterized. Gene Ontology annotation, cellular component: mitotic cohesin complex. The record is from RefSeq and is a predicted model, not a curated record. The coding region runs from base 1 to 1956 and encodes 651 amino acids. Lineage: Eukaryota; Fungi; Ascomycota; Sordariomycetes; Sordariales; Chaetomiaceae. The transcript has 2 exons. Gene Ontology annotation, molecular function: protein binding; chromatin binding. Gene Ontology annotation, biological process: replication-born double-strand break repair via sister chromatid exchange; mitotic sister chromatid cohesion.
AUGUUUUGGUCGGGGACACUGCUCAGUGCCACCGGCCCCUUGGCCAAGGCCUGGCUCUCUGCCAACCAAGAGCGCAAGAUAUCCAAGGUCCAGAUCCUGCAGCACAACCUGCAAGACAGUGUGGACGCCAUCAUUGCCCCCAAUGACGCUCCCCUGGCUCUCCGGCUAAGCGGCCAGCUGCUGCUCGGCGUCGUCCGCAUCUAUAGCCGCAAGGCGCGUUAUCUCCUCGAUGACUGCAACGAGGCCCUAAUCAAAAUCAAGAUGGCUUUCCGAUCCACCGGCAACCAUGAUAUUCCUACCAACCUUCAUGCGACGACAAAAGAGUCGCUCAUGCUUCCCGACACGAUUACGCCCUAUGACAACCUCGACUUGCUGCCACCGCCGAGCGCUGAAUUCCUGACUUCGCAACUUGAAGAAGUGACUGCGACACCGAUUAGCGCCCGCAAGGCUGCCGUUCGCCCCAGCAACCGUGACAUCAACCUUCAGGAAGAUUUCAAUAACAGUCAAUUUCUUCAAGACACUACUGGGGAUGACGACGAGCUUGCCCUCGCAAACAUGGACGACCUCGAUUUGGAGCUCGACUUUGGUAUGGAUAUUGACGACCGUCCAUCCAAGCUGAUGGACAAGAGCAUUGAAAUGGGCAGAGAUGCGCCUGCUGCCAGGCCAAUUGAGGAGGACAUGCUCAGUGAGCCGGAUAUGGGCGGCCCGAGUAAGGUGCGCGAGCCAUCGCUCGGCCUCGAUCUCGACUUUGGCGAUAGGGUUCACAUUGCGGACGAGGAGGGUGAUAAUCAAAUGGGCGACGAUGGCCUCCAGUUCAAUCUUGAGGACGAGUCGGCCAUGCCCGGAGCCGUUCGCCCGGACAUGAGCCGUGCCCGCAUCUCCGAAUCUCCGCUGUCCGACAUUGAUGACGAGUUUGCCAAGGAAGUCGAGAUGGAGUAUAGCCGUCACAUGCACACCGACAUGUACGAGCCAGGCGAUGACCCGAGCGCGACGACCAUCCAGGCGCCGCAACGGCAAAAGAAGAAGAAGCUGCUCCAGCCCGACGACCAGACAAUGCUGUCCAACGCCCAGAUCAAGGAGCAGCAGUCAAAACGCGACAACAUUCUCAAGCCUCAGUCGUUCCUUACGCACGAUCCGUAUAUCGUUGGUCUGAUGGACCUGCACAAGAACGGUGGUUUCGUCAAUAACAUUCUGUUUGAGAGCCGCAGUGAUGGAUGGGCUCCCGAGCUGAGGGGUCUUUUGUCCCUCGGUUCCAUCCGACCAAAUGAGCUGAAGAGGAAGAGAGACAGCGGCGUUGCCGACAUGGACAGCGAGGAAGAACAGGGCGCGUCAAAGUCGCCUCGCCUGGAGCUCCCCGAGGACGAGACGGUGCUAGGCCUUGACGGAACUAUUGCAGGCGACCAGAGCAUUGCCGCGGACGGUACAGUGCUUGAAAUUCCAGCCGAUGACACCGCCGUGUUCCACGCCGAAGACGAGGAUGAGCGACCCGGCUCCAGGGACGGCGCACGCUCUAGCCCCAUGCCGGCUUUUGACGACACAACCAUGCCCAUCGUGCAUCCCGCCGACAGCGGUCCGGUGUCCAUUGGCACUAAGCACGCCGUCCACAUCCUCCGUGACCUAUUUGGCGCCGACGCCGCCACCAACGCCGAGAAGCGCAAGAAGUCGGCCGUUGUUUUCCAGGAGCUGCUGCCCGAAAAGAAGACAUCCAAAGUUGACGCCACCAAAAUGUUCUUCGAGUGCCUUGUCCUCGCCACUAAGGAUGCCAUCAAGGUCGACCAGCCCGAGGGUUCGCUCGGCGGCCCUAUCCGUGUCCGCGGCAAGCGUGGGCUGUGGGGUGACUGGGCCGAGCGUGAGGCUGGUGGUGAACUCGCGCGCGAGCAGCAGCAGCAGCAGCAACAAGGCAAUAAGCCUGAAUCUGCUGUUCAGUCGUCUGCCACGGUCGCUGUGGAGGCAUAG